Messenger RNA from Penaeus indicus, 3706 nucleotides. Its product is annotated as helix-loop-helix protein delilah-like. Gene Ontology annotation, cellular component: nucleus. The record is from RefSeq and is a predicted model, not a curated record. Bases 1100 to 1900 code for a protein of 266 amino acids. Gene Ontology annotation, molecular function: protein dimerization activity; DNA-binding transcription factor activity, RNA polymerase II-specific; E-box binding. The transcript is spliced from 2 exons. NCBI's taxonomy places the organism in Eukaryota, Metazoa, Arthropoda, Malacostraca, Decapoda, Penaeidae. Gene Ontology annotation, biological process: sensory organ development; axon development; positive regulation of transcription by RNA polymerase II.
AGUGGACCUUUUGCCCUCCAUGGGAGAGGACGCGCAGGCCAGCGUUCACGCCAAUCACAGGACUCCCCUCCGUCUGCCAUGCCUUACUAGCAAGAUCCUUGGACCAAAGGCCCGGAGCGCAGCCGUGGUUUCCUCGACGUCGAACUGAGGCAGACGAGGAGACCAACAAGCCAGACAAGAUGUUGUACAACUGAUGACAUAUCUGCAUUCUCAGAAAAAGAGGAACUUCCACUCGGUCAGCAUAUGUUCGCGCAGUUCUUACACGCAGCAAAAGCAGCUGCGAUCUAUUCUGUGAUCAAAACCCUGCUGGACGUGAGCGCGUGACGGAUCGAGACAGCUGUCGUGUGCGCCUGUGUGUGUGGCAGAACCCGACGCCAGCCUUGCAGCGACAGGUGACUUUCGUGAGGAGCCGUGAAGUGACUCUGGAACUAGGCCGCGGCUGCGUCGGAGAACCACGAUUGUGAUGAUAUAUGUGAUGUGACUUCAAAAGAUUUGUAAACAAAUGAGCUCCCGAGAUUACAGAUGUGAGUUACGCCAUCAGAUAAAGCUCCUGACGUUAUCUCUUUUGCUUUGAACUCGUCUGGAAAGCAGGACUUGCUUGAAGCUUGCAAGGGCCGAGAAGUGAACUGUGCUUGUCUUAUUUCUAUCCAAAGAAAGAUUACUCGCGUCCGGGAAAAAAUACGACUGUUAUCUUUGCAAUCUGUCUCAUUCUGAUAUCUUUUGAGAUAAUUAUGAAGUUACGAUGACCCUAUCAAAGUCUCGGGAAGAAGUUGUCUAAACCAGAAACGGUAUCAAGAGAGUAAUCUAAGCGGGACAGUGGUCAGUGUUCCAGAGAAGUUAGUGAGAUCAUUAGUAAUUUGCAUGCGUAAUAAAAACUCGCCAGUUAACAAGAUGAGUGAAACUUUCAUCAGCACGCUGUGUGGAACAUUCUUAUCAGAAGGUAAAAUCUGUUCCUGUUUGUAAUUUAUUCUGCGCCUCGGCUGUUUUUUGAAAGUAGUUACUGGUGACUUUGGACUUCUGGGGCGAAAGGAACGGAGGGGAUUUCAACGCGGGCGUAAGUACUGAUCCGCGCCACAUUUCGAACCGUUUCCUCGAAAAUAUGAUUGACAAAGAUAAAGAGAUGGAGGGGCUGGCGGCAAGUGAGGCAACGAAAAUAUCCAUAUGCAACGACAACAACCACAAUAACAACAACAACAACAGCAGCAGUCGCAGUCAGAGGAAAUCCUCCUCCCGGAUCGCGGAGAAGUACGGGCUGCGGCCGCGCACCGUCGUCCGCAGACUGCAGCUGGAGAAGGGCCGCGACGACCUCCCCGGCGCCAGCAGCAAGACGCCCCGGAUCCGGCCGCCGCCGCUGUCCAAGUACCGGCGCAAGACGGCGAACGCCCGCGAGCGCCACCGCAUGAAGGAGAUCAACGACGCCUUCGAGACGCUCCGGCGCGUGCUGCCCGACAUCUGCAGCCGCCGCGCCGCCGCCGCCAUGACCAAGAUCACCACGCUCAAGCUCGCCGUCAACUACAUCCGCGCCCUGUCGCACAUCCUGCAGGACGGACACCCGGGCGACAUCUCCUUCUUCGACGGCCUCGGGAUCGACGACCUCAGCAUCGAGGCCUCCGCGCUCUCGCCGCUGACCUCGCGCGGCCCCGUCCUGCAGUGCCCGGGCCGCGGCGCCUUCCAGCAGAGCUUCCCGACGCCUUCCGCGGCCCUCCCCGCCUGCUCCGCCUCCGCCGCGGGUCGAGGCUCGUCGGGAAGCAGCAGCGACCUGAGCGACCUCCUCUCCGACGACUCCUGCGUCUUCGAAGACAAUCUCGACGCCUUCGAUGACAUCCCCGCCCUCCCGGAGGCCGACCCCUUCGCCCUGCUCCUGAACCCCGAGGAGGAGGCCCUCGCGCUCACGAGCUAGGGAAGCGAUCGAGCAGGACAGCUCACCCUUUCCAGGAAGUAGAGUGUGGCGUUCGACAGGCGUAGAGUUUAUCCUCCUAUUGGAUGUUGAGAGCAAGUAUCGUGUAGAGAACAUGUUUUCUCCCCGCCCCUCCUCCUUCCCCAUGACGUCUGAAUCGCUAGGAUCACCACAGCGAUCUGUCUCUACUCUAUAUGAGUCGCUUCGUCUUCCUGUACACUUUGCUCAUGCCCACUUUAUCAGCUGUGAUUCAACAGCCCAUUCUUGUCCACAAGUGUGAAUGUUAACAAGAUUGAUUGAUAUCAUCAUCCAGCUGUCCACAUAAACUUUAUUUUAGAUGAAGCGCCUUCGAUUUCUCACAAGCCUUAUCCCGGUGGUUAAUACUGUGAUACUGUUAUGUGAAGGUGUGUUCUGUUCUGACGUCAACUUUAACUAAAAGUUUUGCUGGUUUGAACACUUCUUGAAAACAUUUUUCCUGUUGUUUCUCUCAACAUUUUUAUAGGAGAAAUAUUUUGAAAAUUUUCUUCGUAUAUACGUAUAUAAUUCUAAAUUCUUUCUUUUCUUCUACAGAAUUAUGUCACUAUGUAGACAUGAUUAGGGUGAACCAAGCGUUGUAAUUAGAGGGAAAUGCAGUAGGGAAACAGUGAACAAAUAUUUUUAGUUGUAUAUUUCUAUCUUAGGUUCGUUAUCACUUUUGUUUCCGUAAAGCUGGGUGAUUUAACAGACAGAUGUACAGUAUUUAUAUAGUUGAAUUUCAAUUACAUGUAUAUAACUUCCCUUUUUCCUUUACGUUUUAAGCAAGUGCCCUAAAGUUAGAAUAAAGUUAAAAAUCUACUUUACAUGUUAUUUAAGUAUCUUUAUCUUUUCCACAGUGUUAGAAAAAGUACUUCCCUGUCCCGAUAGAGUUUUGUGUCGUCUACUGUCAGCGAUUCUAGUCUAAGUUAGCAAUUUUAGCGUGGGAAGUACAGACACAGGUGAAGUGGCAAAGGGAAAAGUCCGGAAGCUAGGGACAGGUGUGUGAAAAGGAAUUUUGAAAGACGAUGUGAAAGAGAUGAAGCAUGAAAAAAAUAAAUGUGUGUGUAAUAGAGAUAGGAAGAACAAAGAAAAAAAAUUGAGAAGAUAAGGUAGUGCGUUAGUAGCAGAUCGAAGAUUUUGUUCUUCCUAAGAUUAAGGAGGCUAUUUCUUGCAUUUAAUAAUGUUGACCUAUUUUGUGAUUUUGAGAAAGCAAAUUUCGACAAUGAAGGAAGAAAAUACUGUAGAUAUACCAAGAACAGUUCAAAGAAGCAUGAUGAUGGAUUGCAGUACUGUAUUCUAAAACACUGUCUCCUAGACAUACUGUAUGCCUGAAAUACUGUAUUAUCGGGAUAAUGUAUCCGAAAAUACUGUUUACCUGAUAAGAUUUAUCCUUCGCAAUACUGUACCCUAAAAUAUUGUAUCCUGCAUGUACUGUAUUCCAAAAACACUGUAUCCUCGGAAUAUUGUAAUCAAAACACAAUUUCCUGGAAAUGCUAUAUGUCAGAGGUACUGUAUCCUGAAAUACAAUAUCCCAGAAAUACUGUAUGCCUGAAUUAAUUUAUCCUCAGAAUACUGUACGCUUAAGAUGCUGUAUCCUAGAACACCGAAGGCCUACCGUAGAGUCCUGCUGCCACCAGGGACGUUCCAUGUCAUGUACAAAGGUGUCAAGUGCAGAGGUUUUAGUCAGACACACGAGAUGUAUAAUUAUGAAUGUAUAUACAGGUAGAAGUCCUUCACAGUUUUGUAUCUGAUAUCCUUAGAGUUUUUUUUUUCCAAUAAAUGCGGGUGAUAUGU